Messenger RNA from Formica exsecta, 3391 nucleotides. RefSeq names its product transmembrane protein 231-like. NCBI's taxonomy places the organism in Eukaryota, Metazoa, Arthropoda, Insecta, Hymenoptera, Formicidae. The transcript has 8 exons. Gene Ontology annotation, cellular component: ciliary membrane; ciliary transition zone. The coding region runs from base 91 to 1800 and encodes 569 amino acids. Gene Ontology annotation, biological process: regulation of protein localization; cilium assembly. The record is from RefSeq and is a predicted model, not a curated record.
AUCACCGCACGUACUGUCAGCUGUUGUUCACCUGCGUCUAUACGUUUUCGCACCUGUGGACGUUGCCGCGGUGACGAGCGUGGCAUCAUAAUGGCAGCGAUUGAAAUAUUUUCGAGCUCCGUCACUUACAAAUACAAGAGCAAGAUAUAUUCCUGCACCUCGAUCGUCGUCUUUGUGUUUAUCGUGCUAUCUCUGCUUUCGCCACUUUUUAUAAUCUAUAAUGCUGGGGGCAUCUGGAUGAGAAAUCGGAUGCAUGCGGAAACGCCGGACGUGCAUUUCGAGUAUAAAUAUCUGCUGCUCGCGGAAGUGGAUCCUUACGAAGAGCCCAUCGUGUGUUCCACCUUUACAACGUACAAAGAGAACGAGAUCAAAGAUCAUUGUACACUAAUCAAGGUACAAGAGAACGAUGUAAACGGCGAUGGACAGAAGGAUUCGUUGAAGUUUGAAGCUUAUUUUUACACGGACAAACCAGUAAAAUCUCUGAGACUCUUGUUGUUUUUCAAUUUUCAGUUAAAGCACCUUAUUCAAGCGGCGAUAGAAUCUAUCGGUGUGUUUGAUCAGGUGUUAAGCCACGGGGUUCAAGAGAUACGGUUCUUCGGUGAUUUGGAGCUACGGCAGAAGGGACUUUUGCGUAGCGAAGGUCUCUACGAAAUGUACAACCACAGCAUACAGCUAUCCGAUUAUUCUCUACCUGAACUGCUGUUGCACAAUUUCAAUCGAAAAUUUUCAGCCAGAAUCACAAACGAGCGAGUAACGUGGCGGACCGGCUUCUCUAGCGACGAAGCGGUGGCCGUCAUCGGCGAAUUGUUUUACGUGGAAAAUUUUAUUUACUAUCAGCCGAGUGUGUGGGAGGAAUUGAAAUGGGCAUGGAUCCAAUAUCUGUCGUGUCUGCUUGUUUUCGCAUAUAUGGCCAAGCACAUUCUAGUGUUUCUAUUUACUAACAGAUACCUAAACACGUAUAUCGUAAGACCGUGGGCGAAUAUAUAUAUAACUAAAGAGAGACACGGUAUUUUAACCAUGUCCACGAAAUCGAAGGAGAAGGUCAUAGCCGCUAUCAGGAAGCUCUUCCGCCCCUCCGAUAAGAUCGCGGAGCCGGAGGGAGCCAGUGGCUCGACCAAUUCGCCGUCAAGGAGACUCCUGAGUCGUCAUCAUCGUCCAGAUGUCGUCACUCCGGUGGAUGGUCCGAUACCGGAGAAUCCAGAUCCCACUCAUGUCGAUCGUAACUGUUUCUUCAAGAUGAAAAAGUCCGUAAAGGACAAUAACGAAUACAAGGCCGUCAACGACAAGGACGUAGGACUGCGUCGACUGAUGAAGGAAUUCAACAGAAUUCAGAGGGCACAGCGCCAUGGUGACUCGGCCUUUACCGCCGAACUUGUCAACGACAAUGUCUUCGAGUGGUCUGUCCGGUUGCACAAGAUCGACCCGGACAGUAGACUGGCGGCCGACAUGCGUGAGCUGAAGAUACCUCAUAUACUAUUGAAUGUGAUCUUUCCAAAGGAAUUCCCAUUUGCGCCACCUUUCAUGAGGGUGAUCUCGCCAAGGAUCGAGCAAGGUUUCGUGAUGCAUGGCGGUGCUAUCUGCAUGGAACUCCUUACGCCGAGAGGAUGGUGUUGUGCAUAUAGUGUCGAGUCAAUGAUCAUGCAAUUCGCGGCUAGCGUUGUGAAAGGACAGGCACAGGUGUCGAGAAAGUCGAAACCGAAUAAGGAGUACAAUCGACAAUUAGCCGAGGAAACAUUCAAGAACCUGGUGAAAACGCACGAGAAAUACGGUUGGGUGACGCCGCCGCUCGCCGAAGGCUGAUCUUAGAAUAUAUUAUCGUCCAGAGCCGAAAGAGAUCCGCGUUUCUUGCUUAAAAAGAGGCGCACGAACCGACAUGAUUCUUUAUUCGAUUUUUCCGGAAAUGCCGACAGUGAUUUCUUUUCGUUCCGUCAAGAAAUCCACGUGUAAUUUCGUCAUCGCGAAUAUACACAUGCAGCCAGAAAGGAAUUCGUCGAGUUCGUCGAAUAAACAAAAUGCGCGCGUAAGUUUUCUUUGAACAUUUUCACACAUUUUUCGACUUUUGUAAUAAAUGCGUAGGGACUGAAAAAAAGACAAGAGAUUCCUUGAGAUUGUUAAAAAAUUUUCCAAUUUUUCGCUUAUUUUUAUAACGCGGAAAUAAGUACAAAUCGCAAAAAUAGUUUUAACUGUGUUUAUAUUAAAGACAUGGCGUUGCAAAGAGAUGCUGGAAAAAAAGUUUGUGAAAAUUUUAAAACUUUUUUAAGUCCCUAUGUUUAUACAAUUACGCCAAAUUAGUUAUUAAGACGAAUAUGAAACCGUUACAAUGUUAUCUGUGCUUGUCGAAUCGGUAAGUUUGCAAGACUUAUCCUUCAAAUACCGGAAGCUCAUAACAAGGUACUUUGUUUCAUUCAACUUUAAACAUAAAUAUAGAAGAAAUGAGAAAAAGAUUGCUCAAUAAUGUAUACUGAAUUGUUAAAUGUGCCCAAUUAUAUAUAUAUACACAACAAUCGAGGAGCCGAUAAAAUAUGUAAAUACAAACAACGAAAAUAGUAGACAUAGCGUUGCAAGUUUCUUCGCUUUAAUAAAGUUUAGUUCCAGUUUGUAUCAAUAAUUUAAAGAGAAGAAUAUUUCCGUGAAAAUUCUUCCGUGGAAACAGAAGUCUUGAUUAUGAGCUUCUACAAUAUAAAUUUAUUUCUUUUUUUAAUACUAUCCGUUAUGUACAAAUGAUUUUCGAUAUGUUUCUUCAUCCAAUCGAUCGCAAAAGUCUUUAAAAUAUAUAGUCAUUAUGUUGGACAUAUAUUGGUAUGUGCCAAAUAAAUAUACAAUUAAUUUAAAGUAUUAAUAUCUUUUUGCAAAAUUUUAAAUUGAUAUUUAAUCGCGAAGGUUCGCGCGACCAUCUAAACGCAUAUAGCAAGAAAUUAUACAUGGUGUUAUGAAGAUCUAGAUAACAAGAGACUCUCAAUUGUCCAAACAGUCAACUUUAAUGUGAUGCUGAGAAAUAAUAAUAUUUGUAUAAGAUUUUGAAAAGUAAAAAUGCAAGGAAGAGUGAGACAAAAGUUAAAUACAAAUAAAAUAUUUACAAAUAUGUGCGAGAAACUGUUAUUAAUCUUUUUGGCGUAUACGUUAAAUGUACUUUUGGCCUAUUUACCGUACACUUUAUCGUACAGAAGUUCGACGACCCAGGUAUAUAUACCGUAUUUCUUUUCUACCAGUCAGAUUAUCACAUAUCAUGUUUAGAAAUUUAGGAAAUAACAAACAAGAAACUGCAAUACGAAUCUCUCCUUUAUUUCUGCGUUAGCAGCUUAUAAAUUAUAAUUGCAAGUUAUUAUACUUUAAAGCGAUUUUUACAACACCGUUUUAUCAAAUCUGUUGAAAUAAAGUUAAUAUUCAAAAA